UCUUUAAUAAUUAUAAAGAUUGCGCGUUUUUUUUUUUUAUCCAAAAAUUCUGAAAACUUUUAGAUUUUUUUACCCAGCACAUUCGAUUACAAAGAACCAAGGCAUCCCGUGUACGAAGUCUAUUCCGAUCUUGACAGUAGGGAUGUAUUCCAGACAGAGGGGCGAUUCAACAUUGCAUACUAAUAAAUAAGCAAAUGGUUUCAUUCCUAUCUAUGUUGAAUCUUUUAAUCUUCAAGUGAAACGCCUCGACAUGCCAUCAGUUAGUUGUCCAGUGCCUGGCUGCACCUACACCACGCCAGACCUCGAUGCUGUCAUCAUUGCUGCACUACUGACAACCCAUGCUACCACGCAUUCGAAUCAACCUACAUCGGUAUCACCCACGGCCAAGAUUGAACGAGUGAGACGUCCCACUGUUACUUUAGCCGGAACCUCUGAGGAUUGGAAAUACUUCCUGACCCGCUGGAUUGAGUACAAGACCGCUACCAAAAUCACAGGUAGAGAUGCUGUUCUCCAACUCCUUGAAUGCUGUGACGAGCAGUUGCGCAGAGACCUCACCCGAUCCACCACUGGCAUGUUGGCCGAAAAAAGUAAGGAUGUCAUCCUUGCUUCAAUGAAAUCACUCGCUGUCAGGGAGGAAAACGUUAUGGUUGCACGAGUUGCCUUAAACAAUAUGAAUCAAGAUCCUGAUGAGCCAAUAAGAUCGUUUGGGGCUAGAUUGAAAGGUCAAGCUGGUGUAUGUAAAUAUGUUAUUCCCUGCCCCUCGUGCAGCCACGAUUCAUAUUCUUCUAUUUUUACUGAGUAUCGCCUGGAUUUUCAAACUUUAGGAAACUGGAUCUACACAAAACAAAUUCGUGAGCAUUCCGUCCCAAGGAGCCCUUUGAGAUGAACUUGAAAAUUUCGAAUGAUUAUUUCAAAAAACUAGAGAAGACAAGAUUGUCUAAGAAAACAUCCCACAAAAUAUUAGGAUAUUAUAUGCACAUAUUUAAUUUUUGUAAUUUAUUAUAUAAAAUUAAGAAAAUUUAUUUAUAUUCUGUUGGCAGGACUGAAUAAAUCCAGGAAGGAGAGCGGAGGGGAUUUUUUAGAUGUAGCUGAGAUAGUCUUGAAAACACUACUUUCCCAUUCUGACAGAACUGAAUUGAAUAUUUUAGCCUAGAUCUGGAACCCAAAAAAUUUCUAGGGAAGCACAAACAUGUUAACCCUGGUUGGUUGACGAAUACCAUGGUAAUAUAUAUCUAAACAUUUCCAAUGUUUUUAAAAAAUCUUAGACAAAUAAGUGUUUUUUAAAAUCCUCGUUUUUAAGUAACUCCGUUCCAGUGCGUUUUUGCUUAAGCAUUGUAUUAUAUUACGUUUUCAAAAUCGCAUGUAUACCAGCUGUGACAAUACGUUUUGAGAAAUCGUUGAGAUAGGAAAUUAAUUUUAUUCUUUCUGACUAACUGAGAACAUAUUAUAUCAAAUGCAAUAAACUACGGAUAACUUUUAUAUAUUUAUACACUUUAGUACGAAUAAUUUUAAUAAAACGAAAAGUUUGAAUCCCAAGGUUGGAAUUAAUGAAUGUCUCUUCACAUCUGUCUCAAUUCUCUUAACGUCUUGCACAUUCAAUAAUCUAACAUCAAAUUUGUCCCAUUUGUUGACAAUGCUAUUCAUUAAAUUAUACUCUUAAAGAUUGAUCACGUGAAGAGGGACUAUACAUGUGCAGCGCUUUCCAAUGGUGUGUCAGGAAGCAAGGUGGUUUCAGAUGACCCUCUACCUUGCAGUGUCCCUCGACGGUUCCUGUAUACAAGUAAAGAUAGCACACAUAUUGCUAAAACGCCACCAACAGCUAUCCAGAUGUACACAUGGACCGACAUUUUCUUCUUUUUGUUGGAAAUGAUUUUAACGUUGUUUUCACUAA
Messenger RNA from Hydractinia symbiolongicarpus, 1891 nucleotides. RefSeq lists its product as uncharacterized. Bases 251 to 886 code for a protein of 211 amino acids. The record is from RefSeq and is a predicted model, not a curated record. NCBI's taxonomy places the organism in Eukaryota, Metazoa, Cnidaria, Hydrozoa, Anthoathecata, Hydractiniidae. The transcript is spliced from 3 exons.